AUGUAUAAGUGUUCUGAACCAAGCUGUGAUAGAUACUUUAGCCAUCGUUCUUCUUAUCGCAACUAUAUAAAAACUCACAAUAAUAUAAUUGAAAACCUUCUUCAAGAAGCUACUAUAGAAAGAAGAAGUAAUAUACUAAGAAAUGUGCAGCAAGCUAAUCAAUGGGAUGGUGGUUUUGUAUUAGGUUUUAGAGGAGAAAUAGAAAAUAUUGAAACAGAAUUUGAAGAACAUAUGGAUUAUGAAAUAGACAAAAUAACAAAUGGUUUAGAGUCUGAUUAUAGUGAAGAAAGAAAUGAUAGAAUUAAUGAAGCAGAUGAUAGAGAAAUAGACGAUAAAGCAGAUGAUAGAGAAAUAGAUGAUGAAGCAGAUGAUAGAAAUAAUGAAAUAGAUAAUGAAAUGGAUGAUGAAGCAGAAUUUGAAGAUGAUGAAGUAGAAUUUGAAGAUGAAAUAGAUGAAAUAGAUAAG
Molecule: messenger RNA, 465 nt
Organism: Racocetra fulgida
Lineage: Eukaryota; Fungi; Glomeromycota; Glomeromycetes; Diversisporales; Gigasporaceae
Source: the annotation of a GenBank genome assembly